Molecule: messenger RNA, 1956 nt
Organism: Anopheles marshallii
Lineage: Eukaryota; Metazoa; Arthropoda; Insecta; Diptera; Culicidae
Gene: Gprk2
Product: G protein-coupled receptor kinase 2
Exons: 11
Coding region: 1-1956 (651 amino acids)
Biological process (GO): protein phosphorylation; signal transduction; regulation of signal transduction
Cellular component (GO): cytoplasm
Molecular function (GO): ATP binding; G protein-coupled receptor kinase activity
Source: RefSeq, a predicted model, not a curated record
AUGGAAUUAGAGAAUAUCGUGGCCAAUACGGUCUACCUGAAGGCGCGUGAAGGAGGCUCCGACAGCAACAAAGGAAAGAGCAAAAAAUGGCGCAAGAUCCUCCAGUUUCCCCACAUAUCGCAAUGCAUCGAUCUCAAGAACAAAAUAGAUGUAAGCUAUGGUUAUGUAGUCGAUCAGCAACCUAUCGGACGUGAGCUGUUCCGUCAGUUCUGCAAGGUGAAACGACCACAGUACUCCCGGUAUAUUACUUUUCUGGAUGACGCCACAAGAUACGAAAUAGCGGCCGAUGAACAUCGGGUCGAUCUGGCGUACGAGGUCGCGAAACGCUAUCUCGGCCUUUGCACCGAAAGCCAGCGCGAGGACAGUGGCGGAGGUGGAGGCUGCGAUAGUGACGGUGGGAAGUGCGAUGAUGACAGUGGCAUCGGUGGCGACACGAAGAAGCUCAGCAACCACGACGAUCCGGAGAAAAGUUUGACCGGCUCGAACUCGGUCACCACCAAUACCAUCAACAACGAGAAGGACGAGUUCGUGCUGGACGUGUUGAACGAUGAUAUGGUGGCGCAGGUUCGAACCAAACUGUCGACCGGUAGCAAAGAGUUGUUCGAGGCUUCCAUUACGGCGGUGCGGGCCUUCCUGGCCGGUGAACCAUUCCGGGAAUUUGAGGCUUCAAUGUAUUUCCACAGAUAUUUACAGUGGAAGUGGCUCGAGGCCCAGCCGGUUACUUACAAAACUUUCCGCAUGUACCGUGUCCUGGGAAAGGGUGGUUUCGGUGAAGUCUGCGCAUGUCAGGUACGGGCCACCGGGAAGAUGUACGCCUGCAAGAAGCUGGAGAAAAAGCGCAUCAAGAAGCGAAAGGGCGAAUCGAUGGUGCUGAUAGAAAAGCAGAUACUGCAGAAGAUAAACUCCCGCUUCGUGGUGAAUCUAGCGUACGCAUAUGAAACCAAGGACGCGCUGUGCCUAGUGCUGACGAUUAUGAACGGUGGCGAUUUGAAGUUUCACAUCUACAAUAUGGGCGGCGAACCAGGGUUUGAACUUACCCGGGCACGGUUCUACGCGGCGGAGGUGGUCUGCGGGUUGGAGCACCUACACCAGCAAGGUAUCGUUUACCGCGAUUGCAAACCGGAAAACAUUCUGCUGGACGAUCACGGUCACGUGCGCAUCUCGGAUCUUGGGCUGGCUGUCGAAAUUCCGGAGGGUGAAAUGGUUAGGGGGAGAGUGGGCACAGUUGGUUACAUGGCGCCGGAAGUGAUCGACAACGAGAAGUACGCAUUCUCACCGGAUUGGUUCAGCUUCGGUUGCCUGCUGUACGAGAUGAUUGAGGGACAGGCACCGUUCCGUGCACGCAAGGAGAAGGUGAAGCGCGAGGAAGUCGAUCGGCGGGUGAAGGAAGAUCCGGAGAAAUAUUCGCACAAGUUCAGUGACGAUGCCAAAACGCUGUGCCAGCAACUGCUGAUGAAAGCGGUUAAGAGUCGACUCGGUUGUCGCAAUGGGCGGCACGGUGCGCGCGAAGUUAAGCUGAAUCCGUUCUUUAACAGUAUUAACUGGAAGCGGCUCGAAGCUGGUUUGAACGAUCCUCCAUUUGUGCCGGAUCCGCACGCUGUUUAUGCCAAAGAUGUACUGGACAUUGAGCAGUUUUCCACUGUGAAGGGAGUUAAUCUGGACGCAACAGAUGAGAAUUUCUACACCAAGUUUAACACCGGCUCAGUAUCGAUACCGUGGCAGGACGAAAUGAUCGAAACGGAAUGCUUCCGGGAACUGAAUGUGUUCGGCGUGAAUGAGUGUCCGACACCAGAUCUGCUCACCAACGCACCACCGGUAGUGGAGAAGCCUGGUUGCUUUCCGUUUAGAAGAAAAAAAAAACAAACGCCGCGCGAGAAACCGGUUCCGUUCAACGAGAAACUGUUAUCCUCUAGUCAAACAACGGUGAGCUGUAGCCAGGCACCAAAUGAAAGUUGA